Molecule: messenger RNA, 3672 nt
Organism: Lagopus leucura (white-tailed ptarmigan)
Lineage: Eukaryota; Metazoa; Chordata; Aves; Galliformes; Phasianidae
Gene: SNX10
Product: sorting nexin 10
Biological process (GO): intracellular protein transport
Molecular function (GO): phosphatidylinositol binding
Source: RefSeq, a predicted model, not a curated record
AUGGCGGCGGGCAAGCGCGGGGCAGCUCGGCCCCGCCCGAGGCCGCUGACGUGCGCUCCGCCUCCCGGCUUAAGGGGCGGCGGCGGCGGCGCCUCUGUGGAGCUGUGUGCGGUGCUGGUUGAUCAGCGGGCUGCUGGUGGGCUGUUCGGGCCGUGUUGGUGUCACCGCGGGCGGCUUGGCAAAGACGAGAGCUCUCUAGGAGGGCAUGCUCACCUGGAAGUGUUCUACACUUCAAUGCAGAGCAGGUGAUUCACACUGCAGCAAAGCGUCUGUUUUAUUGCGGAAUUUGUUACUGUUUUGGUGCGAGACCCCAGGACACAGAAAGAAGACUCAUGGCAUUCUUACAUAGACUACGAGAUAUUUAUUCAUACAAACAGUAUGUGCUUUACGAGGAAAACAUCCUGUGUUAGACGGCGCUUCCGAGAAUUUGUUUGGCUUCGGCAGAGGCUUCAGAGCAAUGCUGUGCUCAUACAGUUACCUGAACUGCCAUCUAAAACUCCCUUUUUCAAUAUGAACAAUCCCCAUCACGUGGACCAUCGUCGCCAGGGCCUGCAGGAAUUUCUGGAGAAGAUUCUACAAAAUGCAUUAUUGCUCUCGGACAGCAGGCUUCACCUCUUCCUACAGACUCAGCUGAGUCCGGAAGAUAUGGAGGCUUGUGUAUCUGGGCAGACCAAAUAUUCUGUUGCUGAUGCGAUUCAGAAGUUUGCCUCUUUGAAUAGGCGCUUUCCUAUAGAAGAUGAAGAGAGAAAAAAAGGAGGAAACGAUGCAGACUCUGAUUCGGAGAGUUCAUCCUCCGGGCUUGGACCUAGUGAUGACAGCAUUUCAUGUGGAUGUAAAGCAAGCCUAGCUUCUGAAGAAUCAUGAAAGAUCAGUUCUGUAUUCUUAUCUUAAGGACAGCACAAAAUGGUUUCUUCUAUGUUUACCAGUUACAUACCCCACAUAAAUGCAACUUGCUAACAACAAGCACCUAAAAGACUCAUUGUCAACACAACAGUAUGUCCUUACAGAGUUUUUAAACAGGCCUCGAUAUUAUUUCUUUGAUUUAUUAUGUCUGCUGACUCAGGUCUAUGUGUUACCUAUUGCAUUUACUUCUCUGUAACUAUAAUAAUCUCAGCAUUGGGUUAGUCGUGUUCCGCUGACUGACGUGGCUGUUAAAAUAUUUCCCUUAGUGAGUGCACGUCUUAGAGCUGGAAAAAUAAAGAUAACUUCAUCCUCAGCUUUAGAGUUGGUGUAUCAUAUCAAACACAGUCAAAGCAUCUUUUUGUAAUUUGCAACAGAGAAGUUUCAUCUUUAGAAGUCAUUUGACAUUGGUGAUGAAAUUACAUACCCCGCAAGGUAUUAACUUUUUCAAGUAGCUCAGCAACAUCAGCAAAACAACAUUUGUACGAACUAUACACUGCUGACAAUUUGAGAUAUAAAUAUAUCUUCCCUGAUCUUUCUGUGAUGUUUAUGGAAAGCCUGUUUUUAUCGUGUAUAAGAACAUAAGGCCAAAAUUCUUGAGUAUGGUUUCUUGGAAAUUGGAAAUGAUAAUAAAAAUGACAUAACUUCUAGGGUUGCUGAGGAUUCUCAGUUCCCAGGGAAAUGAUGGGUACUUGUUCCCAGUGAGAAUCUUGGAUGCAGUCCAUUAAAACCAAUGGCUGAAUUUUCCACUGACUGCACUGUGUCCAGGACUCCACCCAACAUAUUUAACUUCAUGCACCUACGUGAAGAUGUUAGGAGCCAUGCUUUAAUGUAGCAGCAUAAAUGCUGUCUGUCACUCCGAGGUGAUGAUGAUCCCAUAGCUGCAACAAGCGGCGUGAAUGCGGGCUGGAAUCUUUGGGAAUAACUGGAGCUGCCGGUUCCAUUGUGGCUGCAGUUAGCACAUGGAUACGGAGCACUUCACAAACAAAAGGCAGGCUUGGAUACAACUCUGUAACCACCAAUUCUUAUUUUGAUUAAACGUCAGCGCUGCUCUUUAUUGUUAGCAGCAGCUGCGUAGCGUCUUGUCCCAGGCUCUGUCAAAGGAAUACGUUUUGCUGUGGUGCUGUAUUUAUAUUUGACAUUUAGCUGCUAUUAAAAAGAGCUGGGGGGUCCGAUGGGCCCAGCAGAGCUCCGUGUGCUCCGGCGCUGUGUUCCCAGCCUAAAAUGGGUGCGUGUGUCCUCUUUAAGAAAUCCGGGGCUACUUUCAAAGAAGGAGCGUUGUUCACCUCCUAUGCAUUACAGAAACAAUAGAUUAUUAACUGGACACCUCAUAAAGGUUAGCACAGGCAUGUGUGGGCACGCUUUUUUCAAGCAUCCAGCUGGGAAUCUGUGUAAUUUUAGAAACGUGUUCUAAUAGCCUGAGGAUAACAUCUCUUAGGUAACUGCUCCGAGCCACUGUUUUCUGUUGAUGGCAGCGCUUUCCUGAGAUAAAUACCCGUGCUUCUUUUUGCUUAGUCUGACUGAAUUGCACAAAUGGAUCUCUUUGCCAUCUCGGCUUGUGUGCCAGUUAGCAACGAAGCUGUUUUAACGUAAAACUGAUAACGUUUAAUUAAAGCAACAAGUUAUAGCUAAAAGUAGCCUAAAAAUAGUACCACUGUCACGUAGGGAUGGUUCCAUUGCACUACUUUGUUUUGAGAGAGUGCAUUAUUAGAAAAAUUGUUUUGGGAGCUUAUUUAAAAGAUGGGGAUAUAUAAAGCUGGAAUAAAGCUAGAAAUGGGAGCGAUGUCAGAGGAUGAUAAUGCUGUUUUUAUUUAAUGAAGUAUAGGAUGGGUGGGCUUUCUUUUAUUUUUUUUAAUAUUAUUUUUAGGUUUUGUUUGGAAAGCUCGAGCCGGGCUGCUGAAGCACUUCACUGCCCUGCCCUGCAAACAAGCCCUCAAUAUUUGACAAAGUGCAGAAACACAGAGCGUGGAGAAACCUUUGUGGCUGUUUUGUUUUUCCAUUCCAGGAGCUGAUCUGUUUGUGCGCUGCUGAAUGGAUUCCAAACAAAGGUGUUUCCGAAAUAAAUAUCAGUUUUCUAUCAAUUCUGUUCUUAUCUUGCUGUUUCCUUUGUCAGAUUGCUCAGAAGUUGGAAUUCUACAGCAGCUCUUUCUUCUGAUCGGGAAGAAAUGUGUUUAAUAUUUAUCUUCUCACUGUUGGGUGUAUUGGUUGUACUAGUGCAUCUUUUUUAUUAUUAUUAAAAAGGAAGGAAAAGUGUUCUAUGUCCCAGUAUUUAUUUUGUGUAUCAGCUGUAUGUGAGUGCACAUGAAUGCUUUAAUUGGAAGCAUUUAAGUGCUAGUUUCUAUUUAACUUAAAGAUAUUAACAGGAAAUCGGUGUCUUUUGCAACUUGAGCAAGGAGGUGAUUGUGAGUGUCGCGCGUUUUGCUUUUGCAAGAGCAGCCCUGGUAUUCAGAGUGGUAUUUCUUCGUUUUGAGCCAUGCCAUUUCCUGCUGGUCUUUCAAACAGGAAAUUAAGAGGAAAUGGCUCCAGCCAUCCAGGCUGUCGAAUUACAGAGUGUGUACCUCCAGGACGUUGUGAGCAACCGGUUACUGUGCCACUGGAACACAUUUAAUAAGAAAGAAGAGAAAAAGACAUCUUUUGGACAGCAAAUGUUCAUGAGAAGAGCAGGGUGCUUCUGUAAACCCCCUCUACCUUCUGCCUGAAACAUCCCAUGCCCAUCCCAUGAGAUUUUUAAAAAUACGUUGAAAUGUUUAGUGGAAUAAUAUUUAAAUACUG